GGGAGGGGGCCGCCCCUAGACCGGUGGCUGCUCGGAGGUCCCGGCUGGCCCUUCGGAGGUCUGCUCUUGUGUUAUCCCCGCAACCGCUGUCUAAGCAAGGCUAGGGUUUGUUAGACGGAGUCAGUUGUAGGGUUCAGAGGGUCAGCAAUCAAUCCUCCGAAUGCAGAGUUUUAGCACUCGUCGCCAGUAUUGGGACUCAGGGGCUAGUAGAUUCCGUGUUUUAAGAUGCCAAGGGAAUCUGUCUUUUGAUUCAGGGUUCAUCACUUAGAGGUUUAGGUAGCAAUUGCCAUCAUGCUGAAAGCCGUGAUCCUGAUUGGAGGCCCUCAAAAGGGGACUCGCUUCAGGCCUUUGUCUUUUGAGGUGCCCAAACCCCUGUUUCCAGUGGCAGGGGUCCCUAUGAUCCAGCACCACAUUGAGGCUUGUGCCCAGGUCCCUGGGAUGCAGGAGAUUCUGCUCAUUGGCUUCUACCAACCUGACGAGCCCCUUACCCGGUUUCUAGAGGCUGCCCAGCAGGAGUUUAACCUUCCAGUCAGGUACCUGCAGGAAUUUGCGCCCCUGGGCACAGGGGGUGGUCUCUACCAUUUCCGGGACCAGAUCCUGGCUGGGGGCCCUGAGGCCUUCUUCGUGCUCAACGCUGACGUCUGUUCCGACUUCCCCUUGAGUGCUAUGUUGGAUGCCUACAGACACCAGCCUCACCCUUUCUUGCUCCUUGGCACCACGGCUAACAGGACACAAUCCCUCAACUACGGCUGCAUUGUAGAGAAUCCACAGACACACGAGGUCCUGCACUACGUGGAGAAACCCAGCACUUUUGUUAGUGACAUCAUCAACUGUGGCAUCUACCUCUUUUCCCCCGAAGCCCUGAAGCCCCUUCGGGACGUCUUCCAGCGUAACCAGCAGGAUGGGCAACUGGAGGACUCUUCAGGCCUAUGGCCAGGGGCAGGCACCAUCCGCUUGGAACAGGAUGUGUUCUCAGCCCUGGCUGGACAGGGCCAGAUCUAUGUACACCUCACUGAUGGUAUCUGGAGCCAGAUCAAGUCUGCAGGCUCAGCCCUCUAUGCCUCCCGCCUCUACCUGGGCCAGUACCAGCUCACUCACCCAGAACGCCUGGCCAAGCACACCCCAGGGGGUCCACGAAUCCGAGGAAAUGUUUACAUCCACCCAACGGCCAAGGUGGCCCCGUCGGCUGUGCUGGGCCCCAAUGUCUCCAUUGGGGAGGGGGUGACCGUGGGCGAGGGUGUGCGGCUCCGAGAGAGCAUUGUCCUCCAUGGAGCCACGCUGCAGGAGCACACGUGUGUUCUGCACACCAUUGUGGGCUGGGGGAGCACCGUGGGGCGCUGGGCCCGUGUGGAGGGUACCCCCAAUGACCCCAAUCCCAACGACCCGCGAGCACACAUGGACAGUGAGAGCCUCUUCAAGGAUGGGAAGCUGCUGCCUGCCAUCACCAUCCUAGGCUGCCGCGUCCGGAUCCCUGCUGAGGUGCUCAUCCUGAACUCGAUUGUUUUGCCACACAAGGAGCUGAGCCGCAGCUUUACCAACCAGAUCAUCCUCUGAGGGGGACUGCCAGAAGGCACCCCUCCAACUCCUGCCCACCCCCCUCGAGGCUGCUGCCUGCAUGGCCAGCCUCUGUCCAAAAAGACCGGAGGAAGCCAGGCAGGAUCUUCACAUGUCGGGGAGCAACGUGGGUGGCCGGGUGGCUGGGGAGACUCCAGGCCUCCCUCUCCGCUCCCUAAUAAACCCCCGUGAACCUUG
Molecule: messenger RNA, 1752 nt
Organism: Acinonyx jubatus (cheetah)
Lineage: Eukaryota; Metazoa; Chordata; Mammalia; Carnivora; Felidae
Gene: GMPPA
Product: GDP-mannose pyrophosphorylase A
Exons: 13
Coding region: 292-1554 (420 amino acids)
Biological process (GO): biosynthetic process
Cellular component (GO): cytoplasm
Molecular function (GO): transferase activity
Source: RefSeq, a predicted model, not a curated record